CUUGUCUUAAUCAAGAGCAGACGUUAUAGACACACGUGAGGAAGAAGGAGGAGGAAGAGGAGGAGGGACGUAAUGCGUCGUAAGUUCGUUUAAUCAUCAUCUAUUGAAAUUAACAAACGGGACUGAGCAGAGGAGGCAGCAGCUGACACACAGGGGGUCGACAGGACACAGACAUGGAGGAAAGCAAAGAGAUGGAAUUGGGCUCCAAAGACAAACACGAACAAAAUGGAAAUUUAAGAUUGAGUGAGAAGGAUGACAAAAAGAAAGACAAAAAGAAGAAAGAAAAAGUGAAAAAGGAGCCCAUGGUUGGCCCCCUCGCUGUGUUCAGGUUUGCAGAUGGGUUGGACAUUUUCAUGAUUAUCACUGGGACAGUGAUGGCCAUGGCCAAUGGUGUAGUGCUUCCCCUCAUGUGUAUCGUUUUUGGAGACAUGACGGACAGCCUCAUAAACGAUGCUGCAUCCGGUAACAACAUGAGCUUCUCAAAUGCCUCUUUUAUUAACAUGACCACCCAUUUGGAAGAGGAAAUGACUGUCUAUGCCAUUUACUACUCCAUCAUGGGAGCUGUGGUGCUGGUUGUAGCCUACCUGCAGGUGUCCCUCUGGACACUGGCAGCCGGGCGGCAAGUGAAACGCAUCCGUACCUUGUUUUUCCACAAAAUCAUGCAGCAGGACAUCGGCUGGUUUGAUGUCAAUGACACAGGAGAGCUCAACACACGGCUCACAGAUGACGUCUAUAAGAUUCAAGAAGGCAUUGGUGACAAGGUGGGGAUGUUGUGCCAGAGUUUCAGCACCUUCGUUGCAGCUUUUGCUAUCGGCUUCUCCAAAGGCUGGAAGCUCACUCUUGUCAUACUGUCUGUGAGCCCUUUGCUGGGCGUCUCAGCAGCACUUUUCAGUAAGGUGCUGACAAGCUUCACUAGCAAAGAGCAGAGUGCAUAUGCUAAAGCUGGUGCUGUGGCGGAGGAGGUGCUCUCUGCCAUCAGAACUGUGUAUGCUUUCAGUGGUCAAGAGAAAGAGAUCCAAAGAUAUCACAGGAACUUGGAGGAUGCUAAAAGGAUGGGUAUAAAGAAGGCUCUCUCCACUAACAUCGCCAUGGGCUUCACCUUCAUGAUGAUCUACCUGUCGUAUGCUCUGGCUUUUUGGUACGGCAGUACUCUCAUUCUGAGUGGGGAGUACACUAUCGGCUCUGUGCUCACUGUGUUCUUUGUCGUGAUUAUUGGAGUGUUUGCCAUGGGACAGACUUCUCCCAACAUCCAGACCUUUGCCAGUGCUCGUGGAGCUGCACAUAAAGUGUACAGCAUCAUUGAUCAUAACCCAACCAUCGACAGCUAUUCAGAGGCUGGAUUCAAACCUGACUUCAUCAGAGGAAACAUAGAGUUCAAAAACAUCCACUUCAACUACCCCUCGCGGGCUGAUGUUAAAAUAUUAGAUAACAUGUGUCUGAGUGUGACAAGCGGACAGACCACGGCGUUAGUGGGCAGCAGCGGGUGUGGUAAAAGCACAACGAUCCAGCUGCUGCAGAGGUUCUACGAUCCACAGGAAGGAUCUAUCACUAUCGAUGGUCAUGACAUCCGCAGUCUAAACAUCCGCUACCUGAGAGAGAUGAUCGGAGUGGUGAGCCAGGAACCCAUCCUCUUUGCCACUAGCAUCGCCGAGAACAUCAGAUAUGGCAGACCCGACGUGACUCAACAUGAGAUUGAGCAAGCUGCCAAGGAAGCCAAUGCUUAUGACUUUAUCAUGAAUUUUCCUGAUAAGUUUGAGACACUGGUCGGUGACCGAGGAACUCAGAUGAGCGGAGGACAGAAACAGAGGAUUGCCAUUGCUCGCGCUUUAGUCCGCAACCCCAAAAUCCUUCUGUUGGAUGAAGCCACGUCCGCUCUAGAUGCUGAGAGCGAGACCAUCGUGCAGGCUGCUCUUGAUAAGGUCCAACAAGGUCGUACAACAAUAAUUGUGGCUCACCGCCUCUCAACGAUCAGAAACGCGGAUGUCAUUGCUGGCUUCCAGAAAGGUGAGGUUGCCGAGCUGGGGACUCACAAUGAGCUGAUGGAGAAGCAGGGAGUCUACCACACUUUGGUCACCAUGCAGACCUUUCAGAAAACAGACGAGGGAGAGGAGGGCAAUGACCUGUCUGCAGAUGAGAAGAGCCCAUUAGUCAAGGCCUUCUCUGAUUCUUCAUUGUACAGAAGGAAAUCCAAAAGAGGGGCCUCCUUUGCUGCCUCAGAGGGAGAGAAAGAGAAAGAAAAGCUACAGAAUGACAUGGACAAAACAGAGGAGGAUGAAGCUGUUGCCCCAGUGUCCAUUCUUAAAGUGAUGCGUCUCAACAUUUCAGAGUGGCCUUACGUUCUAGUGGGGACCAUUUGUGCUAUCAUGAAUGGAGCAGUACAGCCUCUGUUUGCUAUCCUUUUCUCCAAGAUAAUCACUGUUUUUGCUGAACCAGAUCCGGAGGUUAUUAGGAAAAGAUCCAAUUUCUUUUCCCUCAUGUUUGUUGCAAUCGGAGGUGUGUGCUUUGUCUCCAUGUUUCUACAGGGUUUCUGUUUUGGUAAAUCUGGAGAAGUUCUCACCUUAAAACUGAGACUUGGAGCCUUUAAGUCCAUGAUGAGACAGGAUCUUGGCUGGUAUGAUCAACCCAAAAACAGUGUUGGAGCGCUCACUACAAGGUUGGCCACAGAUGCAGCCCAAGUACAAGGGGCCACAGGAAUACGUUUGGCAAUACUUGCCCAGAACUUUGCCAACCUGGGUACUGGUAUAAUACUGGCCUUCGUGUACGGCUGGGAACUGACCCUACUCGUCUUAGCUGUGGUGCCUGUCAUAGCGCUGGCGGGAGCUGUGGAGAUGAAGAUGCUGACUGGACAUGCUGCCGAAGACAAAAAGGAGCUGGAGAAGGCUGGAAAGAUUGCUACAGAGGCCAUAGAGAAUAUCCGCACUGUUGUCUCCCUGACAAGAGAACCCAAAUUCGAAUCUUUAUAUCAGGAAAACCUCAAAGUGCCAUACAAGAACUCGCAAAAAAAGGCCCACGUGUAUGGCUUUACCUUCUCCUUCUCCCAGUCCAUGAUCUAUUUUGCCUAUGCGGGCUGUUUCCGCUUUGGAGCUUGGCUCAUUAUAGAAGGAAGGAUGGAUGUUGAGGCUGUUUUCCUUGUGAUUUCAGCUGUUCUUUUUGGUGCCAUGGCUCUCGGAGAGGCCAACUCCUUCGCUCCAAACUACGCUAAGGCCAAAUUGUCAGCAGCCCAUCUUGUGAUGUUGCUGAACAAAAAGCCUGUUAUUGACAAUAUGUCACAGGAAGGAGAGUCGCCGGACCAAUUUGAUGGUAAUGUGAGCUUUGAGGAUGUUAAGUUUAACUACCCUUCACGCCCCGAUAUACCCAUCCUGCAAGGGCUGAAUCUGAAGGUGAAAAAAGGAGAAACCUUGGCCUUGGUGGGGAGCAGUGGCUGUGGAAAGAGUACCACUAUCCAGUUAUUGGAGAGGUUCUAUGACCCCAAAGAUGGGAGAGUGCUGAUGGACAACAUGAAUGUCAAACAGCUGAACAUUCACUGGCUGAGAUCUCAGAUAGGCAUCGUGUCCCAGGAGCCUGUGCUGUUUGACUGCACGCUGGCUGAAAACAUCGCUUACGGAGACAAUAGCCGCACCGUGACCAUGGAGGAGAUAAAGGCAGCUGCUAAAGCGGCAAACAUUCACAACUUCAUAGAUGAACUUCCACAGAAAUACAACACUCAGGCAGGCGAUAAGGGGACCCAGCUGUCAGGCGGUCAGAAGCAGCGAAUAGCCAUAGCCCGUGCCAUCCUCCGCAACCCCAAAAUGCUGCUGCUGGAUGAGGCCACCUCUGCUCUGGACACUGAGAGCGAGAAGGUGGUGCAGGAUGCCCUGGACCAGGCCAGCAAGGGCAGGACAUGUAUCAUUGUAGCCCACCGUCUGUCCACCAUCCGAAACGCUGACCGCAUCGCUGUCUUCCAGGGAGGUGUGGUUGUCGAAAAGGGGACACAUCAACAACUGCUGGCAAAGAAGGGAAUCUACCAUAUGCUGGUCACCACACAGCUUGGCUACACAGCAGAAUGAGAGGACACAGAGAUCAGCUCCUCUCCUGCUUUUCAUCUUUAAGGAAGGCUGCAUUAAUCACUUGUGCCUUGCAUGAUCAGCUUUACUGCUUCAUAUUCAUGCACAUUUAUACUGAGCAGCUUCAGUGGAGCAGAUAGGGACUGAAUGAACUGACUUUAUUUUGGGAGUUGCUUCCAUUAUUAAGUCUAACUGCUGUUGUGUUGAGUAGUUGUCACUGUUAUAGAUUGUUUUCACACAAUAUUCUGGUUUGUGGCUCACUGAUAAAAUUUAAGAAGAAAAAGUCUUUUCUUUUUCUAUAAAAAGAUAAAAUGCUUGCAGAAUCAGGAGCCAACUAUCAUAGAUUUUUUUCCUGUGCUUCUGCAUGUUUAAGCUUAUUCAAUCACAAUUUGUACUUUGUAAACCGUUCUUUCCAUUGCAAACAUUUGGACCUGUCAUUGCAGAAAAGGCACAGGUGUGAUUAAUGUUUGCUGCAUUUCACAUUUAUUAGGCUUCCAUAGCUAAUUGUUACACAUAAUAUAACUGGUGUUAAUGAUAUGCAUGUGUGUGACAAGUCAAAGCCCUCUUUUCAUUUUGCACAUUGGCCUUAAAUCUGCCAGCAAGGAGACAAACUAAAGGAAUGAAGGGAAGCAACAAGAAUUUUACAAAAUGAGAUUCUUGUUGAAACAAGAUUUGGUGCAGCUGCAUCACGUCCUGUGUUUUAUCUCAGCCCACAGAUGUUUAUCAUUGCCAUGUGAUGAGCAUUGACACUGACCACGUAUUAGCUUUAAAACUGGUCCCUCCUCUAGAGGCCUUUUAUGAAUUGUUUGUCAUCACUUUCCAGGCCAGUAGAGAAAGGAUGGAGAAGUUAGAAGAUGCAACACACAGAAAAGAGAAGCACCUACACUGAUGCUUUUCUGUCCAAUUAGGUAGACUGGUGCCAUUUAGACAUCUAACUUUGUUUUAAUGUGUUGGGUUUUUCCUUUUUGAAAACUACAUAUUAGGUAAGAGCCUCCAGAUUCGACUUGUCUUGUCAGAUGCACUGUGAAGGACUUAGUGGAGUCUAGCAAUAAGGUUGCAGAUUGCCACCGUUUGAAAACUGCUUACCUCACCUUCCCCUUUCAAGUAAUGUGGAAAAAUUAUAACCUCACAUUUGGAAAUGCUUGUGUUUGUAGAAGAAAAAGGUGACUGAACAUUACAGACAGAAAUGUAAUGUAAAUGGCUCAUUUUAAAACAAACAGCUAUUUUUAUUUCUGAGGAGACUGUCAGCUAAUGAAAGCAUAAUAAAUAUAAGAGCUAAAGAGAGAAAUAAAGAGAACCUCUAAAUCCUACAAAGGCAGAGGUCAUGUAGUCCGUCUGCCAACAACAUAACCCAAAAAUUAAUGAACGGAUUUUGAUUGACUUUUCAGGAAGUCUCAGAAAUGGAAUAAGGAACAAGUGAUUAGAUUUUGGGGGUGAUCUGGAUCACCGCCUGGAUCCAGUUAGGAAGUUCGGAAAUUACAGUGGCUUGGCAGAGGUCUGCACUUUCUAAAUGAUUCUAGUUUAAGAAAUUGUUGUACUUGAUUGAUUCUUGGAUGAUUUCUAUUUUAUUUUAUGGCUUGAAUAUGUCAGGACGUGGUUGGUCCUUUCUAGGGCAGAGUUGCUUGAUGCAAACUAAAUUCUCUCACAAUCUUUAGGAAGUGUAGACAAUAAUUAUGCUUUAAUUAACCAUCAGGAUUUCUUUUAAUACUGAGGCCAUCCUCACACCAGUCUGUUAAAUGUGUUUGUGUAAAGCAUUAGAUACUGCUAACAGUUUGAGUAAAUAUGGGGCAGAAGUGCCUGAAAACUUUACCUAGAAAGAAAUACUGUACAAAGCUUUACACAGAUGUGAGUUAUGUUUCAUGUACUUGAGCUACGUUCACAUUAAGUUUCUAUAUUGCUAAUACUUUUGGAGAAUGAAAAUAUAACUAUUAAAGUUUUAUAUUCAAACAGUGAACCGUUGCUGCUUUUUUGUUUAAGAAAAAACAAAUAAAACUCUGAAUAUCUCAUGUUUAUUUGCCAGAGCAAUCAUUGUAUUUCAAUACAUCUCAAGAAUGACACGCAAUUAGUGUUUUUCCCCAACCUGUGCAAUCGAAUGUGAAAAUAGUCCAAGUUUUUUUCCAUUUAUCUAAGCUUAGUAGACUCAGUCAUUAUGGUAAAGCUUCACAUGUUAAA
This is a messenger RNA of Melanotaenia boesemani (Boeseman's rainbowfish), 6215 nucleotides long. It is a transcript of the gene abcb4, whose product is annotated as ATP-binding cassette, sub-family B (MDR/TAP), member 4. The transcript is spliced from 28 exons. Gene Ontology annotation, molecular function: ABC-type transporter activity; ATP hydrolysis activity; ATP binding. Bases 174 to 4046 code for a protein of 1290 amino acids. Gene Ontology annotation, cellular component: membrane. The record is from RefSeq and is a predicted model, not a curated record. Gene Ontology annotation, biological process: transmembrane transport. Lineage: Eukaryota; Metazoa; Chordata; Actinopteri; Atheriniformes; Melanotaeniidae.